UUCUAAUUAGUUCACACUCACUCUUCGACUUAACAACUCAUACACUUCAGCAAACAUGUGCAGUGUACGUUUUAUUGUCACUUUUGUAACUAUGUUGCAUUUAGUUUUUGGUAAACACCAUAAUUAUCAUCAAUAUUCUAAAAUAGACUACACGAAAACUAAUCUGGAAUUAUCUAAAGAUAUGAAUGUUGAUGGCCCUAACCAAUUAUUCGAAAACUCCCCACCGAUUUCCAAUAACUAUAAAAUCUAUAGAGACCAAAAAUGCACCAUUGUUAUGACAAAGGUUAAAUUACAUAAAUUUAAGUCUGACAAUAUUGAUCCACCUUUUAUGAUAAUUAAACAAUGUGGGGGAUGUUGUUCCCGCCCUGAUGAAGCUUGUAAACCUUCAAAAAAUGAAACAAAACAAAUACCCGUUAAAAGAAAUGGUAAAGAAGAAAUAAUAGAGGUCGAAGAACACCUCGAAUGUAAAUGUUUCCCUAAGUCCUGUCCUGAAACCAAAAAACUAAAUAAAUCUGGCGAAUGUGUAUGCAAGAUUAAAAACUGUGAAGAGAAUAGAUAUUUAGACAAUGAUGAUUGCACCUGUAAAUGUAUAACAUGUAGUACAAAUAUGGUAUCAGAUAAGAACACAUGUGAGUGUCAUCCAAAACACAGGGGAAGGAUGUGGAAUCACCAUCACGUUCAACCAAAAUAUUAAUUUGAAAUUUGACUGUAAUAAACAUUCUUUUAUGUAUAUACAUUUUAUGCUAGUCUAAAAAUCACACAUUAUGAUAUGUACAUAAUCAUUCUUUCGUAU
Aethina tumida (small hive beetle) is the source of this 793-nucleotide messenger RNA. RefSeq names its product balbiani ring protein 3-like. Gene Ontology annotation, molecular function: growth factor activity. The transcript has 4 exons. Bases 56 to 694 code for a protein of 212 amino acids. NCBI's taxonomy places the organism in Eukaryota, Metazoa, Arthropoda, Insecta, Coleoptera, Nitidulidae. The record is from RefSeq and is a predicted model, not a curated record. Gene Ontology annotation, cellular component: membrane.